CCGGUUUGACGAAGUUGUUUGGAUCCUACGGUGCUCCUUCGCUGUCUUAUAUAUUUGUUACUAGACAGUUUUUGAACCGCUUUUGGUUUUUCUCGAUUUAUUUAUUUAUUUUUCUACUUAUCGCGAUGUCGUAGCAUCGAGCGGUCGUUAUUUUCAUCGUAAAGUUGUAACAAUGCCUCGAAACUUGCAUCCAGAGAUACGAAGUCGUAUUGUCGGACAAUCACAGGCCGGAAGAUCAGUAGCAGAAAUUGCUGCUGAUAUUCCGUGCUCUAAAAAAACUGUCCGACGAUGGAUACGACGAUUUGCUGAGGGCGGUGAUAAUGCUUUGCAAGAUCAUCGUCAGAAUAACCAUGGUCCUCGUAAGAUUGGACCGGAACAAGUGCAGGCUCUCGUCGAUGCAGUUUCUGAUCGACCUUUCGGCACCAUCCAGGAAGCCAUCAACACAGCGAACGUUCAAAUAUCCGAGAGGACCGCCCGACGACGUUUAAACGAAGCUGGGUAUUACUACCAACCAGUCCACAAAAUUCCAUUACAUUAUGUUAAAAAUAAUAAUUACAUAGAACGUAUUGUCAGAAAUUAUAUUAAUAUUGACUUUACCAUACACUUUCGUUUGUCACGGGAAAUAGCUAAUGAACUCAUUGCACGCUUUGAAAAAUCAGACAUUUUUACAUCUUUGCAAGAACAUGUAGGAUAUGUUCCAAUAAUGAGUGAAAAAUAUAUCUUAAGUUAUUUGUGGUUUCUUGGCCAUGAGAAUGCAGACUAUCGAAAUGUAUCUGAUCGAUUUGAUGUUUCAAUAAAUACAUUGCAUACAAUUAUAAUAAGAGUAACAGAAUUUUUAAUGCAACUUGCACCACAAAUAAUAAAAUUUCCUACAUUGGAAGAAAAAGAAGCAACAAAGAUACAUUUUCUACAAUUAGAAGGAUUUCCUGGAAUUAUUGGUUGUGUAGAUGGUACACACAUAAGAAUUGACAAACCACAACAGGAUCAUGAUUUGUACAUUAAUAGAAAGCAAUAUUUUUCUAUUCAUAUGCAAGCAACUGUUGAUCAUAACAUGAAAUUCAUAGAUGUUUUUAUUGGCAAUCCAGGAUCUGUCCAUGAUGCAAGAGUAUUCAAAGAAUCUCCUUUAUAUGAAUCUCUUCAAGAAAUUUGCUCAGAUGGAUCUUAUUUACUUGGAGAUAGUGCAUAUCCAUGCUUAAGAAAUUUAAUAAUUCCGUACAGAGAUACUGGGCAUUUAACUCAGGCACAAAAACAUUUUAAUCAAAAAUUAAGUUCAUGUCAUGUUACAGUUGAAAAUGCAAUUGGCUGCUGGAAACAAAGAUUUAGACAAUUAUAUCAUUUUAAGUCGCGAAACAUCAUACGUAUGGUUCAAAUUAUACAUGCUUCUUGUGUUUUACAUAAUUUAGCAAAUAAAGAUGAUUUAGAAUUCUUAGAGCCUCCAUGUAACGAUGAUUAUCCUGAUUUAGAAGUAAUAAUAAAUAUUGAAAAUGAUGAAAUUAUUUAUGAAAAUCGGCAUGGUCGUGAAUUGCGAGACGAAUUGUGUCGUCAACUAUUCGCACGAUAAUAUAGCUAAUAUUAUAUUAAAAUACUAUAGAAUACUUCAUAAU
Molecule: messenger RNA, 1604 nt
Organism: Trachymyrmex septentrionalis
Lineage: Eukaryota; Metazoa; Arthropoda; Insecta; Hymenoptera; Formicidae
Product: putative nuclease HARBI1
Exons: 4
Coding region: 173-1561 (462 amino acids)
Source: RefSeq, a predicted model, not a curated record